Molecule: messenger RNA, 1539 nt
Organism: Fusarium vanettenii 77-13-4
Lineage: Eukaryota; Fungi; Ascomycota; Sordariomycetes; Hypocreales; Nectriaceae
Exons: 1
Coding region: 1-1539 (512 amino acids)
Source: RefSeq, a predicted model, not a curated record
AUGAAGGCUUCACUUCAGAAUCUGCCCGUCGAGGUCUUGUCGGAAAUCUUGGGCCACUUUUGCCCCCACUGCCGUGGUGAGUCCCAAGAACUCGUCGGCGUCGCGUUCAAACGCGAGAACCCAGGCCCCAGGCUGGACCGCGCCGAAAGGUCUUGGUUCGCGUUGGAUAGGGUUGCACUCUCGUCUCUCAGCAUCUCCUGCAAGGCCCUGCGUCCUUUAGCGCAGGGUAUUUUGCACCACGAGUUUUUACUUGGAUCCGUCGACGCAAUUUGGUUGAGGGCCGAUGACUUUGACAACCGGCUCGCGCCGUUUAUGCGCACCGUUGUGCGGCGAAGAGACCUAGCAGCUAGAGUUCGCAAGGUUACCAUUCAUCCCUUGCCCGGGAUGAGUAUCAACGUCGAUCAACUCCGGGACCUGCUGCUCGAGUCGGCAACAGUUCUCGGGAUCGAUCUGGUUCAGGCUUGGAAGCGUCGCGCAGAGGAGGCCUCGGCGGCUAUCGGAACUGGGCGGCGGGAUCGAUCGUUUCAGACGCGCGAUAAAAUCCUCCGAAACUUUUUGAAACCCCGGGCCAACGCCCGCCUACGGGGUCGACUGGGUUCGGGGAGCCCUAUUGACUUCAGGUUCCUCGGCGGCGAACUCAUCUCCAUGUUUAUUGCUCUCCUCCCAAACAUGGAUCACCUCAGUCUCUGGCAACACCGACUGGCUCCACUAUACUUACGUCCGGAGGCAUUUCGGUCUCUGGGGAUCACUGGCCUGCCCAAGUUGAAAACGUUCGAGACAGACGCCAAUCCCCAUACUCUAUUGGCCUUGUCACCUGGCUUGGAGACGCUCAACAUCCGCGAGUAUCUGCCCUCCCCGAACCAAGACUUCGACCUACCCAAUCUCAAAACCCUUCGCCUCGCUGGCAUGGCCUGCAAAAAGUACAACCUCUUGGGAGUCCUACCCAUCAUAUCCAGGUGCACCGGAGGCCUCAGUGCCUUUUUGUACGAAGAGAAACACUUGGCGGUGGAUGGCCGUGACCUUUACAAUUUCACCCCCUCGCAAGUGGUCGAUGCGUUGAAGCCUCAUCGUGAAACACUGGAAACACUUCACCUCCAUAAUCGGAAAAUUGACUACAAAAAUCCCCCAAACCCUACCUUUUUCGGUCUCAACGACUUUUCCUCGCUACAACGUCUACAUGUUUCUACGCCGGCUAUAUUCUCCUCACCACCUGGCGACUUAUAUACUCGAACCCCCGAAAAGGACCGUGAUCGUAUCUGGUCUCGUAUACCGUCUUCGAUUGUCUCUCUCCAUCUGCUCGACGCCGCAACCAUACAACCUGAGCGCGUUCAAGAAGGACUCAUAGGACUCGGCGAUAUGAAGAAAGCCCAACCCGAAAUGUUUCCACGUCUUGUGCAGCUUCAUCUUGUAGUUCUACACAAACUGGAUGAAGCUGUCGAUCAUAUAAUGGAUGCCGCUGGGAUCGCAUUGACGGCUGAAUUGUUUCGGAAACCUGCUGGGCCGCCGAGUGAUCCUAGAUAUCUUGGCCGUUAUUAUUGA